CCCUUUGUCCUCCAGUGGCUGUGAAGCAGCUGCCCUAGUGGUGUCGCGGUUCUUGGCGAGGCUAGGGCCCGCGAGCGAGCGACCCGGCGAACGGGGCAGGAAGGCAGGGACGGCGCGGCAGCGUUGAUCGCUGCAGGAGGAGCCCGGGCGGGCGAGGGGCUAUCGGACUGCGCGGGAUCGGAGCGCGCCACAAGAAGCCCGAGAGCGAGUGCAGAGAGCUGGCGCCCGCGCGCCCACGGUGGCAGGAGCAGCCCGCACGCCGCGCUCUCUGUGAAGGACUUGCAGUUGCAAUAUGACUUUGGAGGAAUUCUCGGCUGGAGAGCAGAAGACCGAAAGGAUGGACAAGGUGGGCGAUGCCCUGGAGGAAGUGCUCAGCAAAGCCCUGAGUCAGCGCACCAUCACCGUAGGGGUGUACGAGGCGGCCAAGCUGCUCAACGUCGACCCGGAUAAUGUGGUUCUGUGCCUGCUGGCGGCAGACGAGGACGACGAUAGGGAUGUGGCUCUGCAGAUCCACUUCACUCUGAUCCAGGCGUUCUGUUGUGAGAACGACAUCAACAUCCUGCGCGUCAGCAACCCGGGCCGGCUGGCGGAGCUCCUACUGCUGGAAACAGACGCGAGCCCAACUACGAGCGAGGGCGCAGCGCAGCCCCCGGACCUGCACUGCGUGCUGGUUACGAAUCCACAUUCAUCACAAUGGAAGGAUCCUGCUUUAAGUCAACUUAUUUGUUUCUGCCGGGAAAGUCGCUACAUGGAUCAGUGGGUUCCAGUGAUUAAUCUCCCUGAACGGUGAUGGCAUCUGAAUGAAAAUAACUGAACCAAAUUGCACUGAAGUUUUGAAAUACCUUUGUAGUUACUCAAGCAGUUACUCCCUACACUGAUGCAAGGAUUACAGAAACUGAUGUCAAGGGGCUGAGUGAGUUCAACUACAUGUUCUGGGGGCCCAGAGAUAGAUGACUUUGCAGUUGGAAAGGUGAAAAUGAAGAAAGAAGCUGUGUUGAAACAAAUACAAGUCAAAAGGAACAAAAACUACAAAGAACCAUGUGGGAAGGAAAACUAUGUAUUAAUUUAGGAUGGUUGAGUUACAUUAAAAUAAACCAAAUAUUCUUUGUUAAAAGUUUAAAUGUGCAGCAGUAGUUUGGGUAUUUUGGUUUAUAUUCCUCCCUCAAGUUUAAAAAAAAAAAAAAAAAACUGAAAGGGUUAAUCAUAUUUUAAAACCAUAUUUUAUUGUAUUUUGAUGAGAUGUUAAAUUCUCAAAAGUUUUAUUAUAAAUUGUACUAAGUUAUUUUAUAACAUGAAAGGUUAUUUAUGCUAUAAAUUUUUGAAACAAUACCUACAAUAAACUGAUAUGGAAUAAUUGCAUCAUU
Molecule: messenger RNA, 1364 nt
Organism: Sciurus carolinensis (gray squirrel)
Lineage: Eukaryota; Metazoa; Chordata; Mammalia; Rodentia; Sciuridae
Gene: Gadd45a
Product: growth arrest and DNA damage inducible alpha
Exons: 4
Coding region: 293-790 (165 amino acids)
Biological process (GO): regulation of cell cycle
Cellular component (GO): nucleus; cytoplasm
Source: RefSeq, a predicted model, not a curated record